Messenger RNA from Cadophora gregata, 3240 nucleotides. RefSeq lists its product as uncharacterized. Gene Ontology annotation, biological process: peptidoglycan turnover; carbohydrate metabolic process. Gene Ontology annotation, molecular function: hydrolase activity, hydrolyzing O-glycosyl compounds. Bases 247 to 3093 code for a protein of 948 amino acids. The transcript is spliced from 7 exons. NCBI's taxonomy places the organism in Eukaryota, Fungi, Ascomycota, Leotiomycetes, Helotiales, Ploettnerulaceae. The record is from RefSeq and is a predicted model, not a curated record.
CACGAGGCUGAUGAUCCACGUUCCUCUCCACUCCAUGGCAAAGACGUUGCACCGUUUCGUUUUCGCUGAACAUGCUCAGGUGUCAUGAGAGGUUGAAGAGAGGAGCGAAGUCGUGCCGUGUUCACAGAUAACCCCACCAGCACCAUAACCGAAGGAACUGCCACUGCCCCAGGCAGGUCUUGUGCAGUACCUGGCUUGCUUUGGGUUCGACAAGCCGUCACGGCGUGCGGCAAGGUGCAAGUUAAGAUGGAGGUCGCGGAGAGUGAUGAGCUGGACCCGCUAUGGCAGGAUCUGGAUUGGGCUAUGGGGCAACUGUUCUUCAUGGGUUGGGAAGGAACCGAAGUCACGCCUCAGAUCCGCACGUUGAUCGAAGAUCACCAUCUUGGUGCUAUAUUGCUAACCACCAAGAACCUGAAAACCGCCCAAGAAACCGCAAGACUUGUUCAAGAGCUCCAAAGUAUUGCUCACCAGGCUGGCCACCCGGUCCCUCUCCUGAUCGCACUUGACCAAGAAAAUGGAGGUGUCAACAGUCUAUUCGAUGAGGACUAUAUCUGUCAAUUCCCCAGUGCCAUGGGAGUUGCUGCAGCUGGUUCUCCGGAGAUGGCAUAUGAGAUUGCCAAUGCAACCGCCAAAGAAGUCUCCGCUGUUGGGGUUAAUAUGAUUAUGGGUCCUGUUCUUGAUGUCUUGACCAACGCUAGAUACCAGCCUCUGGGAGUUAGAGCAACUGGAGAUGACCCUCAGGAAGUGUCCCAGUAUGGAAUUGCUGCUAUGAAUGGGUACAAGGAUGCCGGGCUCACUACUUGUGGGAAGCAUUUCCCUUCGUACGGGAACUUGGACUUCCUUGGAUCGUCACUCGAUAUGCCUAUCAUCACCGAGACUCUUGAGCAAUUGAGCUUAAGCGCUCUUGUUCCAUUUCGGAAUGCCAUCCGGGAUGGUUUGGAUGCCAUGAUGGUGGGUGGAUGUGCCAUGGCGAACACCAGUAUGAAUGUCAUGCACGCCUGCUUAAGCGAUCAAGUCGUUGAUGAUCUGCUUCGAAAUGAUCUUGGCUUUAACGGAGUGACUAUCUCUGAAUGCUUAGAGAUGGAUGCGCUAAGCCACGAUAUUGGAGUUCGCGGCGGAACAGUCAUGGCCGUGGAAGCAGGUUGUGAUCUCGUCCUUUUGUGUCGCUCAUUCGCUGUACAACAAGAAGCAAUAUCUGGUCUUAAACUCGGAGUUGAAAACGACAUGAUUUCUCGGGAACGAAUUAUGGUCUCUCUCAAGCGUGUUCUCAAUUUGAAGUCAAAAUGCACUAGCUGGAGCAAGGCUUUAAACCCUCCUGGCAUCAGCCUGCUGGCCACAUUGCACCCGAGCCAUCUCGCAUUAUCAACGAAAGCAUACGAUAAUUCCAUCACCAUUAUGAGAGAUAAAGGACAUCUACUACCACUAUCAAACACGUUGUAUCCGGACGAAGAAUUGCUUCUUCUCACACCUCUCGUCAAGCCUCUCCCCGCUUCUGCCGCCACGAAAGCACUUACAGAAUCUACUCGGUCAGCAGCCAACGAAAAUGAUAAAUGGCAACACCGAUCAUCUAUCAUGAGUGGCGAAGGAGUGUUCCGCGAACUCGGACGCUCUCUCGCUCGUCAAAGGCAUGGCAAACUUCUGCAUACAUCAUACACAGCGAAUGGUGUACGGCCUGUACAUGAGAACCUCAUCAAUAGAGCAGCAGCAAUUAUCAUUAUCACUGCUGAUGCGAACCGAAAUCUCUACCAGAAUGGGUUCACGAAGCAUGUCGCUAUGAUGUGCUCUAUGUUAUCGGCAGGAGGCAAGAAAAAAUCCCUCAUCGUCGUCUCCGUGUCUUCACCCUACGAUUUCGCUAUGGACAAGUCAAUAGGAACUUAUGUUUGCACAUUCGAUUUCACUGAAACAGCAAUGAGCGCCCUAGUACGAGCACUCUUUGGGGAAUUUGUGCCUCAAGGAACACUUCCUGGGACUCUGAGGAAAAGUAGGAAGGUGCAGAAGUCGAGACAGAACUGGUUGGUUGAGAGCUGGAACAGGGAUCGUGAUCACAGGGGUUUGCUAGCACUCAUCAAAACUAUCGAGAAGACUAUGCCUCCAGGAACACAGUCAGGGCUAUCGGGCGCAACGGCUGCCUCCUUCGAGAUCUCUCAAGCCCUUUCCCCACCCCACGAUACAAUCCAGCAGCAACACUUCGUAGUCCGUAAUUCCAGUACACAAGCCCUGUUUGGAUUCUGCUCAACUUACUACCACGUACCCACCUCCCACGGCAUAAUCUCAUCCCUUUUCGUCGACCCAUCUAAACGCAACCUCUCCAUCGGACACUCCCUCCACCAACGAGCUCUCCGCUCCCUCCUCUCCCGGCCCUCCAUCAAAACCCUCCAACUCGGCUCCUCCCUCCCAACAAUCUACCCCGGCAUCCCCAUGUCCGACCUCACCGAAGGCGCCCGCCUCAAACGCUGGUUCGCCGCCAACGGCUGGGACAUCUCCUCCCCACGCCUCCUCUACACGCUCACAAUCCGCAACCUCCUCACCUGGCAAGCACCCGAAGGGCUCCUCCCCUCCAUCCAACGCGUCAGUUUCAAAUUCGACCUAAUCGCCGGCCGCGAGAACGCCGAAACCGUCCUCGACCUCGUCAAAGCGAAUGCAGGACCAGAAGUCCUCGCUCUAUAUCACCUCGCGCUGGCGGACGAGUCGUGCGGUAUCGUGAGGGCUAAGUCACCCGUGGAUGGGAGCCUUGUAGGCGCCGUCAUCAUCACACGUCCGAACUCGAAUCUCUCAACAUAUAUCCCAGUGCUCAAACCAUCACCAGCAACCACUUCUCCCUCCCUGAAUGGAAGUAGUGGAGAUAACAUGAACGGCGUAGGCGGUAUCCUCGCACCCGUCGUGCCGAAUAGUCCUCAAGCUGCUAUCGUGCUGCAGGGUCUGGCGCUCCUAGGUAUCAGGCAGAAUAAAGCGCAUCGGGCGGCGGCGUGUGUGUUGUGCUGGGUGCAGGGUGAGGAGAGGGAUGUGUUGCUGGGAAUGGGCUUUGAUGUGCUGGAUGCGUUUGAGGAGGUUAGGUGUCCUGCUGAACGGUUCAGCGAGUUGAGUCUCGGUUGAGUGUCCAUGUUUGCGAAACAGAACUCGGACUCAGGUACUCGAUUCGGCUGGGUUGGGCUGGCUGGUUGGUCGGUUAGCGAACCGAGGGAACAAAGGGGAAGAGGAAAGGGGCUUGCAUUAUUUACAUGCAGUACCCGGAAGAAGUAA